This is a messenger RNA of Spirometra erinaceieuropaei, 1074 nucleotides long. The record is from the annotation of a GenBank genome assembly. NCBI's taxonomy places the organism in Eukaryota, Metazoa, Platyhelminthes, Cestoda, Diphyllobothriidea, Diphyllobothriidae.
AUGACUGGAGCUGCCAUCCAUGAGACCAACCGCAUAGACGCCGCCAAAGUCAAGCGAGAAGCACGCAAAUCACAACUUCGCCCAGUACGCAACGCGACGCACAACCGUCUCCAACAGGUCCUCGAUGUCAACGGACAUUCCGGGCACGAAUUGGACUUGUUGGACUGCACCACCUGGACCACACCAACCGUCGUCCCUCCGUCCAACUCGUCCUCCAGGCCGCCAACUAACUCUGACUGCUCUUCUGAACUGCCACUUCCAUCCUCCUCCUCCUCCUCCACUGCUCCGAGGCCUGCCGUCGUGGCUUCCGGCGCGCACAUCAACACUGCACGCAAUCCUGAUCCAUCCUCAGCCGUCAACACCACCACCGUCGACAGCAGAGUUGAGGAUCAAAAUUACACCUGCCCUCACUUUGAUCGCAUUUGCACCUCACACAUCGGCCUGGUCAGUCACUUGCAAAUCCAUCGCACAGAGACUGGCGAACCAGUGUCUGGAGCACCAACCUACACCAGCUGCACCUACCUCAACUGUCCACACUGUCCUCGCACUUUCACGCAUCGCAUGGGCCUAUUCGGCCCCAUGUGCAUCCACGAGAGAGGAAUUGACCGCAACAUCGACACACCCACCCCGCCGAGCCCCACUCCCAAUUCAUCACCUUGCGCACCCACCACCCACUCCCCAACCGACAUCGACGCCACCGACUCUACCACCCCUCACUCGUCCCCGUCCUCCUCCUCUUCCUCCUUCACUGCCACAACGACGACCACUCCGGCGUCUGUAGCGCACGACUUCACCACAGUCGCACCUGACACAACAACAGGCACAACCCGUGCUACCUCCAUCAUCAGAGGUGAGGGCCAGGACUACAGCUACCCUCACUGCGAUCGCACCUUCACUUCCCGCAUCGGCCUGGUCGGUCACUUUCGAAUCCAUCGCACAGAGUCUGGCGAACCAGUGCCUGGCGCACCAACCUACACCCACCAAGCUCGUCUCCACUGCCCACACUGCUCUCGCACCUUCAUGCAUCGUAUGGGUCUAUUCGGCCACAUGCGCAUCCACGAACACCUGCGGUAG